Messenger RNA from Talaromyces rugulosus, 1197 nucleotides. RefSeq lists its product as uncharacterized. The record is from RefSeq and is a predicted model, not a curated record. The transcript has a single exon. Gene Ontology annotation, cellular component: intracellular anatomical structure. Gene Ontology annotation, molecular function: NADPH dehydrogenase activity; NADP binding; FMN binding. Bases 1 to 1197 code for a protein of 398 amino acids. NCBI's taxonomy places the organism in Eukaryota, Fungi, Ascomycota, Eurotiomycetes, Eurotiales, Trichocomaceae.
AUGCCAGGAGAUCAUGGUUUCUUCACUCCAAUCCAGUCACCUCCGGCGGGGGCUGCUUUGUCAAUGUACGACCAGGAAAAACCAGUUCCCGAACUAUUUAAACCAAUCACAAUUCGCUCAACAACCUUCUCGAAUCGCAUCUGGGUCUCUCCUAUGUGCCAGUACUCCUGUAACCAGGCAGGAGAGCUGACAGACUGGCACCUGGUUCAACUUGGUUCCUUCGCCUCCAGAGGGGCUUCGUUGACUAUUGUUGAAGCUACAAGCGUCUCCUUCGAAGGCCGUAACACAAGUGAGGAUGCGGGGCUGUGGUCUGUUGGCCAAAUCCCGUCAUUUCGACGCGUUGUCAACUUCAUUCACUCCCAGGGCCAGAAAGCCGGCGUUCAAUUACAGCACUGUGGCCGUAAAGCUAGCGUGACAGCUCCAUGGCUUGGCCAUCGACCUGCAAGACCAGAGGAGGGAGGAUUUCCCGACCAUCUUGUUGCUCCUUCUGCCAUCCCCUACAAGGAUGAUGGAGUCUGGCCGACUCCCACCGCCAUGACUAAGGAGAUGAUACAGAAAGCAGUCGGUGAUUUUGUUCAUUCAGCUAAUCUCGCUGCCGAAGCCGGUUUUGAUGUCAUAGAGAUCCAUGGCGCACAUGGCUAUCUCAUCCAUCAAUUUUGCUCUCCUCUCACCAACAUGCGCACCGAUGAGUACGGCGGUUGCUUUGAGAACCGCGUGCGAUUCGCAUUAGAAGUAGUGCAAGGAAUUAGGCUGGCUAUUCCAGAGACAACUUUGCUGUUUUAUCGAAUUAGUGCCACGGAUUGGAUCUCUGACAGAGAGUCCUGGACCCUCGAAGAAUCAGUACGGCUGUGCCGGCUGCUGAAAGAUCUCGGCGUUGAUUUAAUCGAUGUCAGCUCGGGUGGUUUAGUGCCAGAGCAGAAUCUGCCUGCGCUUCAGCCUGCCUACCAGGCCUACUUGUCUAAAACCAUCAAGGAUGAGGUCCCGGGGUUGCUCACUGCAAGUGUGGGCAUGAUCCGUAACGGGAAAACAGCGGAAGAUGUUCUCGCCUCUGGAAGUGCAGAUGUUGUCUUCGUCGCUCGGGAAUUUGCGCGCAAUCCAAGUCUAGUUCUAAAGAUUGCUCUAGAUCUGGGAGUUAAAGUAAAAUGGCCAGUACAAUUGCAUAGGAGUCAGCCAGAUUAUCUGGAUGUAGAUAUGUGA